This is a messenger RNA of Diospyros lotus (date-plum), 663 nucleotides long. RefSeq lists its product as uncharacterized. NCBI's taxonomy places the organism in Eukaryota, Viridiplantae, Streptophyta, Magnoliopsida, Ericales, Ebenaceae. The transcript has a single exon. The coding region runs from base 1 to 663 and encodes 220 amino acids. The record is from RefSeq and is a predicted model, not a curated record.
AUGAAGGCACCAUCCGACAAAAGGAACAGAAGUAAAUAUUGCCGAUUUCAUCGAGAUCAUGGUCAUGACACUGAGGAAUGUCACCAAUUAAAGGAGGAGAUUCAGGAACUUAUCAAUCGGGGUUUCCUGAGGAGCUACGUGGCUAAAACAGGUGAUUCUCGGGGGAGAAAAGAUCGACGGUCGCGAUCGAGAAGCCCCCCCAAGAGGGACCUCACGGAGGAUCGAAAUCGGGCCCAGCGGGAGAGAUCGCAUCGAGGAGAAGACGAUCAUCCUCAUCCUCCGAUAUUCCAUACACUCGCAGCAAGGGAGGUCCCAGUCAUGAAGGAUGAAAAAAGUAGUGCGGUCCGGCUGAAAAGAUCGAGGAAUGUGGAUCCAAUCUCUUUUUCAGAUAGCGACCUCCCGGGAUACCCGACUCGAAAUGACCCACUGGUGAUAACAGCUGAACUCGGGAAGUGGGAACUUCGGCGGAUCCUCAUAGAUCCAGGAAGCUCUUCAGAAAUCUUGUAUCGGCAAGCCUUCUUAGGCAUGGGGUACGAAAUGACACAGUUGAGGGCAGCGAGGGUCCCCUUGGUGGGAUUCGAUGGUGAAGCCGUAUACUCAGAAGGGAUCAUUCAGCUCCCAUUGACGGUAGGAGAGGUUCCUGAACUUCUCGAGUUAUGCUAG